UGGGACCUGGAGAGACAUUGAACUUCUGGGCUCUGACUCUGCUGACUCUAUCUGGGGUCCUGGGUGGUCAGUGGGCUGUAUUGGUUCCAGAAAACGAAAUCUGUGCUGUGAGAGGAUCUACUUUGGUCAUUCCCUGUACAUAUGAUUAUCCAGGGGGAAACCAAGUGAAUACAACAAUGUGGUGUUUCAGUCAUAACAAAGAUAGUUUAUGUACUGAGCCACCAUAUGUUUGUCACAGUGAAAAUAAACAUUUAAGCUCUGUGUACAAAGACAGAGCAGAGUGUUUUGGGGAUGAAGAGAAGAACUGCACUCUGAAGAUAAAGAAUAUUAGACACACUGAUAGUGGACUAUAUAAAUUUAGAUUUACCACUAAUAUGGACAGUUGGUGUGGUCAGCCUGGAGUGAAUCUUCAAGUUGCUGAAUUGAGAGUGGUGAUGAUGUCAUCUCCAGUAAAUGGACCAAUCAGAGAAGGAUAUUCAAUUAAACUCAUCUGUGAAACAGACAGGUGCUCUCUCAACCGAUCAAAGUUCAUAUGGUUUAAGGACAAACAGCGCCUUCCAGAGACACACUCAACACUACACUUCAAUCCUGUGUCUCUCAAUCACACUGGAAACUACUCCUGUGCUCUACAAAAGAACAAAAAUGUUCUUGCUAUGGACUUUAGCCUGGAUAUUAAUGCUAAUAUAAUACCAUCUUCUGAAAUUUCUGUUGUUCAACUGAUGAUGUUAAGUGUGAUUCUGCUGGUUCUCAUCGUUGUGGGUCUUGUCAUAAUCAUUUACAUCAAGAGGAAGAAGGAUCAUUCGCUGACCAUGGAACGUGACCGAAAAGAUGAUGUACAGGAAGCUUCUAGGCACUCCAGCAAUGACACCUAUGUGUCUCUGGAUGUGAAGUGUAGAUUAUCUGAUUAUGAUACCCUGAUGGGAGUGAAGAGUGCAGCCAGGCACACAAACACUGAGCUCCAAACAUCAACUGAAUCUCCAAUAUAUGAAAACACAAAGACGAUGAUGAGAAAAUGAAUAGAUUGUUGAUGACAUCUGGCAUUCAAUAGUUUGCAUGUACAACAAAUAGAUUUAAUUAACAUAUUGUUUAAUUAAAAUUUUAAAGAACAAAGAUGUAUAUUUGCAAAACAUAAAUGCAGCGAUAUAGUUGAACACAUUAAAUCUGACCUUACAAUUUUAGAUUUACUUUUUGUCCCCCUACUUCCAGUAUGUUUUAGACUAAACUCUGUUUUUACAAUUAACACAAAACAUUACUGGUGUGAAACAACCUCAAUGUCAGGCCUCAGCUUCUUCCAUGUAACUUUAACUUGUACUUAGCAUGUAGCUAUGGAUCAUGAGGCAGAUCACAUGAAUAAGAAAGUGCCAGUGCUACCUGCUGUGCCACUGUGUAGCCAAAGAUUAUUUUUUAAAAAUUUUCUUAAA
Scleropages formosus (Asian bonytongue) is the source of this 1421-nucleotide messenger RNA. RefSeq names its product junctional adhesion molecule B-like. NCBI's taxonomy places the organism in Eukaryota, Metazoa, Chordata, Actinopteri, Osteoglossiformes, Osteoglossidae. The transcript is spliced from 7 exons. The coding region runs from base 177 to 1016 and encodes 279 amino acids. The record is from RefSeq and is a predicted model, not a curated record.